Molecule: messenger RNA, 5006 nt
Organism: Colius striatus (speckled mousebird)
Lineage: Eukaryota; Metazoa; Chordata; Aves; Coliiformes; Coliidae
Product: KIAA1328 ortholog
Exons: 11
Coding region: 13-1869 (618 amino acids)
Source: RefSeq, a predicted model, not a curated record
GGUUGUUUCAAGAUGGCGGAGGCGGCCGCCGGGCCCGGCCGAGGCGUUUGCUGGAGCCGGGACAUUUCUGAUGAAGAAAAGCCCGUGGUGUCUGUUUCAGGAACGUCUACACGAGGAAAUUUAAGAACCAGGUCUUUACCAAAAUAUCGAGACAGUAAAACUGAGCUAAAGGUGCCUGUAGCUGUUGCUUCUGGUUCCAUGGAUCCUGUUAGAAGCACGGGAAACCUGUCAGGGCAACAGGUCGCUAAUGAAGGAGAAAUAAAGAGUGCUUGUUUAAAGGAUUUGUGUCCUGAAGACAAGAGACGCAUUGCAAACUUAAUUAAAGAACUUGCCAGGGUAAGCGAAGAAAAGGAGGUGACAGAAGAACGUCUGAAAGCUGAACAGGAAUCAUUUGAGAAGAAGAUCAGACAGCUAGAGGAACAGAACGAACUUAUCAUCAAGGAAAGGGAAGCUCUGCAGCAGCAGUACAGAGAAUGCCAGGAACUCUUGAGCCUUUAUCAGAAGUACCUAGCUGAGCAGCAGGAAAAACUGUCACUCUCCCUUUCUGAACUCAGUGCUGCCAAGGAAAAGGAGCUGAAGGCAUCCAGUAAGAAGACUUCAUGCCAACAACCAUCUUUGGAGCUAGAUGGUUCCUACUUGGGUAUUGUGGGACCUCGAGUUUUUUCUAAGAACAGUAGAGCAUCAAAGGCUGGAAGCCCAGCAUGUGUUGUGUCGUCUCAGCCUUUCAGGAAUAAUCAUGAUUAUGAGACUCAACUCCAUUACAAUCAUCAGGAACGUAUGAAGGAACAUCCUUUAGAAAAUGACUUGCACACAAAGUGUAACAAUAUGAUUUCCCCAGGCAAGCAGAGGAGCCCACACCAUGUAAAAUCAGUACGGGAGAUGGACCAGAAAGCGAAUGAAUUUCAGAGCACAUGUCCUCAGCAAGUGGGUCAUGGCUGUGCCUGUAGGCAUGUAGGGAGCUUUCAGAGCAUGCAAGAGAGCCACCAUGUCAGCCAGGUACUUAAAAGACAUCCUGGACCAGUUAACAAAGCUUGUGAUUAUUCUAGGUGCCCUCGAGUUUCUGGGCUAAAUGAAAGCAUGGACUCAGGGCCUAAAGAAACAAAGCAGGCUAAAAUAUUGUAUGAAGAAAGAAGGCAGAAGCUGCUUCUGCAGAAAAUGGAGCUGGAAAUUGAAAAAGAACAACUCCAACAUUUAUUGGCUAAGCAAGAAGCCAAACUGCUCCUAAAACAACACCAACUACAUCAAUCUCAUAUGGAUUAUAACAGGUUGAGAGGCCAUGUUCCUGGUUCAAAAGAUGUGCCCAUUGAUGAAGCACCUGGAGAACUUGCUGUCAUGAUAAACAGCAACAGCAUGGGGCUAAGUGUACCAGUGUUGAAGCAUGAGGACUGUUUUCUGAGGACGCCUCCAGUGAGAAAAAUCUCCAGAACACCUGGGAGCAGUUCUGGGAGGAAUUCAAUGAAGAAAAUGAUUGGUUUUGGUGCAAACAUGGAAGGUGGACAAACUCUUCUGACGCAAACCAAAAGAGAAGGCAUCAAGUCAAGGAAAGGGACAACUUCGAGAUUUAGGAAGGAUGGAGCUACAUCUCCUGGGCUGAUACGGAGAAGCAGAGAGCUUGCAGCCACAACCAUGUCACCAAUCCAACAUGACACUUCACGGUACGAAGCGUCUCUUCUUGACCUGGUUGAAGCUAUGGGUCCAAUAUCUGCCCCGGGGCACCUCUGUAGAGAAACUUACAACAGGAACGCAACAGCCAUGCCUCAUCAUGUGAGCCAAAGGCCCUCAUGUCGGUACCAGACGCCUCACAGCUCCAGAAACAGAGCAGAGGAGCUAGAGGAGAGCCGGCUCCUCGAGGAGAUUUUCUUCAUUUGACAUGCCUCAUUUGUCUACAGCCUUUCUGUAGAAUUUUUAGGACCUUUCUGUUGCUGAUUUGGUUGUGUUAAAGCACCAUUUUUCACUUAUUUGAGUGGCAACUGCUUAUCUUCUCCCUUCUAAAACAUAUCUAGUGGGCAUCCAGUGUCACUUUGCGUUUAGCAGUCGUGGUGCAACAACUUUGUGGGGAUAGACCAAUCAGAAAGCGUUCACUUUUUUCCAAAACCUUUCAUGUGCCAAGUAAUCAUUCUAAAAUAGAAUUUUUUUUUUACUCUACAACAUUUUCUAAUAGAUUGAAGGCACAGUUUUGCCAGCCUUGUAUCGGAAGCAUAUUUCAUUAUCGAUUUUUAGCUCUACAGCAUUUUGCGAGAACUGCCUAAUGUUCAAGAACCACCACUUUCAAAGUAGAUUAUAUUCUAAUUAAGCAAGUCUGUUUAAAACCUGGCAUAUUGUAAAGGUACAAGCACUUUACUACUUUUUUUCUGUGAUUUUGUGGUCUGCUUUUUCCUUCAGCAUUCUGAUACUUAACACACUGGGUUUUAGGGGGAUAUAUUGUAAGCUCAACUAUACAGUGUCUAAUAACAUUAACAGAAGAUGUUGCAGGUUGAUAAACUAGGUAUCCAUUGGAAAUAUAUUCCUCUUGAAAUCAAUGCUAUUUGACAGAGUUUAUGUGCUGGGUAACCUAACCCUGAAAUAUCACAAAACACACAUUAAGGUGGUCCAAACCCUAUUUGAUGGACUUUUCAAGAUGAAAUAUAUAGCAGUGGUAGUCUAAGAACCCGUCGUAAGACACUUACACUAACUUGCACUAUUUUGAUCCUGUGUCCAGCCUCUACUGUAAAUAAGACAAAUCAGUAAUUAUUUCCACUAGCAGCUCACAAUGCAUAUUUCCCUGCCGGCUUUAAUUAUUCAUGCUGUAUCUAUUUCAGUUUAUUUAAAUGCACUUCCAUCUACUGCAUGCACUUGGUUAUUUAAAGAAAUGUGCCGAAUUGGUAAAAAUGACUGCAGAUUACAGGAUUAAUGGUCAUUUUCUCCACAAUGCAGUGUUCAUAUUUUAUUGUAACAGUAGCCACCGGCAUGUGUUCCUAGAAAUAUGAGGCUAAAAUACUCAUUUUGCACAGUAAAAUUGCAGCGAGGGAAAGGUAGAAUUGAGCCAGUACGGGCAAGUUCUAGGCCAUUUCCUUCCAAACACCGCAUUGUGGGCCAGGACAGAUUUUCUGACAGUCUCUUUAGGCAACCCUGCUUAUCUUAAUGGCAGUGAGCUGCUGCGCUGGUCCUUGGGAUAUUGCUGCUGCCUGCCUCCCCAGUGCUUUCUCCUGUGUGAUGUUUGGUGCUCUGCGAGGAGCUAGCAAGGCUCAGCAAUGAGGCCCAUGGUGCAUCUCUGGGGAGAGCAUUGGCGGAGGAUAUCUAGCACAUGCCCUUGGCAGCACCGUGCUCUUAAAGCUACGAAACAAAAGGAAAACAAAGGGGAAGAUGAACUUCAAGUUACUCUGAGCUGCUUUGUUCAGGCCCAGUCUUAAUGACAAAUUAAGUGAUAAUCCUUUUUGUGCAUCCCAGAUGAAUUUUAAAAGCUGCCUGGGGGAGUUGAAAGGAAGGCAGCAGCAUUAUUGGACCAGAAAAUGUACACUGUGGCAAGGCCAUGCUUGAUCUGUCUUGCUGUCGGCAAAGUGUUGUAGUUCUUUCAAAUAUGUCCAUCUGCUGUUGAAUGUACCUCUUGCUCUACUCCCUGAGCCUGUCAAGGCACAAGUUUCUACUCAAAGCCCUAAAGAUAUUUUCAAUGUCCUGACCCAAGCAUAGCAGAUAGUUAAACAGGUUUUCUCAUUCAGCUGGCAGAGUAAUCUGCAUCUUUAAGAGGUCAGGGAGGGAGGGGAAAGACCAGAAACAUAUUCAAGGAGUAACAGGAAAACUGAAAGACUGUGAAGAAAUGACCAUCACGUAGAUCCUAGGGGUUUGGGUGGAUUUGUGGUAUUGGGUUUUGGUGGUUUUUUUUUUUGGUUAAGGUUUGGCAUUUUAAAGAAACGGUGCUCUGAUUUCAGUCCAAUUGCUUCUCUUUUCCAUUUUGACUGAAACUUCAAUUACCUUUUCUAAUAAACGCUAACUGGCCUUUUGAAACAGCAAAAAAAAUACAUGUGUAUCUCUUGAAAGGUGCCUUUGUGUACCCAGUUCAAGAACACUGCGAGGGAGCAUUCUGUUCUUUGGGUCUUUGUGGGUGCCGAUAUUUAACUGCUUUAGCAUUCCUUAUGAUCAGUUUUGUCCUUUAACAAUUCUGAUUCUGAUGGUGACUUUUGACUUGAAUCUGUAUUUUAGUAGUAGCUUUGUUUUGAAAAGGACAUUGUCAGAGUUGUGGGCUCUAUGCUCAAGAUGAUGUCCAUCAUUCAGAGCUACAUGGGAGUCAUACUUUUAUGAAGCAAGGAAGUAAGAUGAUUGUAACUGUCUGUGAGAUGUGAACAAAGAAACAAAAGCUAUUAAUUUGGUAGCACCUGUGAAAAGUCUUUUUCUAUAAUACUGGCUCUUGCUCUAGUUAUCAGCAGUACAUUAGGAAUAGUGUUUAACAGUCAGUGCAAGCAAAGAUAUUUUGCCAUGAGGCACUACAAAGUUGAAGUUAUUAAAACAUUUAUAGCCUUAGAAAAAAAAAUCAAUGAUUGUCAAAUAGGAAAGGACAAAAUCAGUAGUUGGGACUGGGAGGGGAAUUGUUUUCCAUCUGCUAAAACAGUAAGAGGAAAUGCAAAAAUUAAACUAGCAAAAGCAAUCACUUGGCAGUGUCCUUUAAGUUUAAGCUCCUGUAUUAGGCAGCUGCCUCUGGGGAGCUAGCCCAGCCACAGACUGUUUGUCCAGAGUGUUCCCAGUUAAUGUGCAUCAGCUUUGCACUGGGCUGUGUUCUGCAUGACGCUCUGUGGAGGGAUGUGGUUUCUGCUCAGGCUCCCUCCCACGCACGCCUUCACUUUGUGCCCUUUGCAAGUAACUCUUGCACACACACUUGCCAAGCCUUUGUGCGGUCAUUGCUUUUGUGCACCUUACAUGCCAUGGGCCUGGAGCAGUCACACACUUUCAACUCAUAGUCUCUCAAGCCUUGCUGUUCAAUCCCAUCUUGAGCACAUAUUUAUGUAUGUAUGUAAGGUCUUACUCCUAAUAAACUA